GACUUGGAUAACUGAAAACUUGUGUUUGGCUACUUAUUAAUUGCACUAAUUUAAGGUUUACAGUCUUAAGCCCAGUUUGUCUUGUACAUUACUAGCUGAAAAUGGCUAAUGAUUUACAGAAAGACUUGACAAACUCUCUGACACUUAAAAAGGAGAUGUCUUUGAUACAUGGGGUUUGCCUGAUUGUAGGGAACAUGAUUGGAUCAGGCAUUUUUAUUUCUCCAAAAGGAGUGGUGUUGUAUAGUGGAUCCUAUGGACUUUCCUUAGUCAUCUGGGUGAUAGGAGGAAUAUUUUCUGUCAUUGGAGCCUUAUGCUAUGCUGAACUUGGAACAACCAUCACCAAGUCUGGAGCGAGUUAUGCCUAUAUUUUGGAGUCAUUUGGUGGAUUACUUGCUUUUGUUAGGCUGUGGACUUCAUUACUGAUAGUGGAUCCUGCAAGCAUAGCAGUACUUGCAAUCACAUUUGCCACUUACAUUAUACAACCUUUCUAUCUAACAUGCAAUCCACCUUACAUGGCUGUACGCCUUGUUGCUGCUUUGAUAAUUUGUCUCUUAACUGCUGUCAAUUGUGGCAACGUGAAAUGGGGUAAUACAAUGCAGGUGGCAUCUACUGUCGCCAAAGUGCUUGCAUUAAUUGUCAUCAUCAUAGCUGGAAUGGUAAAACUAUGCCAAGGUUAUACAACAAAUUUUGAAAACUCAUUUGAAGACUCUAACCUGAAUGCAGGUGAUGUAGCUUUGGCAUUGUACUCUGCCUUGUAUUCAUAUUCAGGCUGGGACACACUUAAUUUUGUUACAGAAGAACUUAAAAAUCCUGAAAGAAACCUACCAUUAUCCAUCGCAAUCUCCAUACCUUUGGUUACUGUUAUUUAUGUCUUGACAAAUGUGGCAUAUUACACAGUGUUGGAUCUAAACACUGUCCUGGAUAGUGAAGCUGUCGCAGUGACAUUUGCUGAUGAGAUUUUAGGGUAUGCAAGAUGGCUUAUCCCAAUAUCAGUUGCCAUGUCUUGUUAUGGUGGUUUGAAUGCAUCUUUGAUUGCUGUUUCUAGGUUGUAUUUUGUCGGCUCUCGAGAGGGGCAUCUUCCUACUGUCUUGUGUAUGAUACAUGUGAACACAUGCACACCUAUCCCAGCUCUCAUUUUUAGUGGAGGCAUGUCAUUAAUUUAUCUUCUUGUGGAAGAUGUCUUUCAGCUCAUCAACUACUUCAGCUUUAAUUACUGGCUUUUCAUUGGCCUAUCCAUAGUCAGUCAGAUUUACCUGCGGUUUAAGUUCCCAGAUAUGCCAAGACCUGUAAAGCUGAGCCUGUUCUUCCCUAUUACAUUCUGUUUAUGCACUGUAUUCCUGGUUGUUGUUCCAUUAUAUAGCGACACAAUUAACACCAUGGUUGGAAUAGCAAUAGCACUUUCAGGUGUCCCUGCAUACUAUCUCUGCAUCUACCUUCCACCCGACAGACAACCCAAAUGUCUUCAGAAACUAUUGGGUUUUCUCACAGUGAAUGUUCAGAAGAUGUGCUUGUGCUGUGCAGUGGAUUCUGAAGAUAGAAAAGAAAUGUAAUCAAAUACUUAAUGUGGAUACGUAGCCUUAAGGAAUUAGGAUUUUUACUUACUUUGUAAUAGUAUGCAUAUCAAUGCACAUUUUUAGAAGUUAAAUGAUGUUAAUGGUUCAGUUUACUCUGAAUAUUUAUUUUUGUAGAAAUUUGAAAGCAUCUAAUGCUUUAAUGGUACACAAAGGUAAUGUGAAGAGCACCGAUUCCCAAAAUACUUUAUAGUUUUCAUUCUAUUUACAGUUGAAGUAAAUCUGUUGUUCAUUGGUGGUCAUGUAGCCCUUUCUGUUGGGAUUUAUAUGCACUUACCUGUUUUAGUGCCACUGAUUGUAUAGGGAAAAUGUAUACCUUUUGGCAUAAUUCAAUUUGCAAGUACCUUUUGCAGUAGAGAGCCUGCUAAUUGCAACAGUAUAUGUUCUUGUUUUAUAAUUAAAACAUAGCUAACUUCCAGUGAUUAUGGCAAACACGAGUUGUAUUUUAAUUAAGUAAUAGUAAAGUCUAUUGUUUUAAUUUAACAGUUUCAGUGUGCUGCCUCUAAUAAACCUGUGGUAAUUUGUUUAUUUGUA
Molecule: messenger RNA, 2105 nt
Organism: Protopterus annectens (West African lungfish)
Lineage: Eukaryota; Metazoa; Chordata; Ceratodontiformes; Protopteridae
Product: Y+L amino acid transporter 2-like
Exons: 9
Coding region: 102-1550 (482 amino acids)
Biological process (GO): amino acid transmembrane transport
Cellular component (GO): membrane
Molecular function (GO): L-amino acid transmembrane transporter activity; basic amino acid transmembrane transporter activity
Source: RefSeq, a predicted model, not a curated record